This is a messenger RNA of Parasteatoda tepidariorum (common house spider), 2036 nucleotides long. RefSeq names its product pyrokinin-1 receptor. Gene Ontology annotation, molecular function: neuromedin U receptor activity. Gene Ontology annotation, cellular component: plasma membrane. The record is from RefSeq and is a predicted model, not a curated record. Gene Ontology annotation, biological process: neuropeptide signaling pathway. Lineage: Eukaryota; Metazoa; Arthropoda; Arachnida; Araneae; Theridiidae.
UUCUAAAUCAAAGUGGCUUAACUCAAAAGAUAUCUCUCUAUAAAUGUUUCUCAUCUUUACUUUCACUAUCUUUAGUUUCAAGAUCAAGUGAGCAUUACCCUCAAACAACGAUUCGAGUUUCAAGAACGAGUUUAUUUUUUAUUCCUUAGACGACAUGAUAUGACUGUCAAUCGGGUGGAGAGAAGCACGUGACUAACUGUGGCUGCACGCCAACGAAUGAAAUCCCUUCCUUCGUGAUGAGGAUAAAAUUGUUGGAUCAGAAUAUUUACCACCCUUAGCGCGCUUUAGUAUUCCCAUUUUUUUUACAUUAUAUUUUUCUGCACCAUCGAAGUUCAUUGUAUUUCGUAUUUAACGAAUGAAAAGAUGCUUAUUUUACAUACUGGUGAUAGUAUUUCGUGGCAUUUCAGAAUUCUAAAUUUAUCGUUUGCAUUAUUAGAACGAUGGAUUUAAAUUUGUUAGUUUAUGGAAUAUUCAAACUAAAGCAAGAUAAUGAAACUUGCAAGUACUACAAGGAAGACAUGCGGAAUUCUUCAAUUAAAAUACUUUACUUGGAUAAUAACGAAUUAUCGUAAAUGAAAAUUUAAUUAUUUCUUAAAAAUGGCGGAGCCAGCACGCAAUGUAACUUAUUACUUAAAUGAGUCAGAUCCUCAUUUAGUUCAUCUGUCAACUCCCAUUUUUUCAAGUGAAGAUAUUUCUGACAAUAUUUCUGGCUACGUAUUUGAUUUGGGACCAAAACGUGACUCAUUAUCGUCAGUUAUUCCCAUAACUAUAAUAUAUACCGUCAUACUGGUAACAGGUCUUAUAGGGAAUAUCUGUACUUGUGUUGUUAUCAUUCGAAACAAACAUAUGCGUACUGUAACGAAUUAUUACCUAUUCAGUUUAGCAAUUUCUGAUUUGUUAUUGCUUGUUGUUGGCUUACCACAGGAACUUUAUUUAUUAUGGAACAAAUAUCCUUACGUGUUUGGUGAAGUGUUCUGCAUUAUUCGUGGAUUCGCAUCAGAAAUGUCUACAAAUGCAUCAAUUUUAACCAUUACAUCUUUCACAAUGGAGAGGUAUUGUGCCAUAUGUCACCCUUUAAGAACACAUACCAUGUCAAAAUUAUCCCGUGCUGUGAUAGUUAUUAUCUGUGUAUGGAUUAUUGGUGGAUUCUCGGCCAUUCAUGUGGCCAUUCAAUUUGGCGUAGUCUUUCAGCAAUAUAACGGUGAAGAAAUUUUAGAAACGGCUGAAUGCACGUUGAAGAAUCCUUUAGAACACGCGUUCGUGUCUUCGACUCUUGUGUUCUUUAUAAUACCGAUGGCUAUAAUUUCAGUUUUCUACAUUCUGAUCGGAAUUCAACUAAGAGCAUCUGACGAAGUAAGCCGGAACAGUAUUCGAUGUGAUGAACAAACGGAAAAUUUGAAUGGAAACGGAAAACAAUUUUCUUUGAAAAGAGUUCAUUUAGCGAGAUUGUUGAAAAGACAUUCUACAAGGAGUAUUCGAGGUGCUGGAGCGAGUUCUCGAAAAGCAGUCAUUAAAAUGCUAUUUGCAGUAGUGGUAGCCUUCUUCCUGUGUUGGGCUCCAUUCCAUGCUCAGAGACUAAUGGCCAUCUACGUUGUUGACCAAACACCAACUGUUAUAACCAUUUACACAGUUCUUACCCACAUAUCAGGAGUCACCUAUUACGUCAGUGCGACCAUCAAUCCUAUAUUGUACAGUAUCAUGUCCAAGAAAUUUCGCCACGCUUUUAAAAACACUCUUGCUCAUUGCUGCAGAAGGAAUUCAAUGUAUAACAUGUCCUCUUCUCUAGGUUAUCCAUCCAAUGUCUACAGAUCGAAUCACGGUACUCUGUCCAAUAACAAUUCGUUGCGAAAGAACAAACCACCAGUAAAGACAUUCCCUUUGUUUAAAAAUAAUGACUGGAAAAGUUUAGCAGACAGCAAUGGAGUACCAAAUAAUAACGAAAUUAAUAUUCUUACAAGUGAGCAGUAAAUGGACUUGUUUUUAAAUAAAUGUGAUAUAUGUAUUGUAUUUAAAUAAAUUGUAUUAAACAAUUUCUA